AAUCCCUAAUUCAAUCUCACAUUCUUCAAUUCCUCUCUCAACUCAUCGUCAUCGUCGUCGUAAUGGCCACCGCCGCCGCAACCUCCUCCUUCAUUGGAACACGCCUCGCCGAAUUGCGGCCGUGUUCUGGUCGAGUCCAAGCCCGAUUCGGAUUCGGUAAGAAAAAGAGUCCGCCGAAGAAAUCGCCCUCGUCGAAAACAAUAUCCGACCGGCCGCUGUGGUUUCCUGGGGCGAAGGCGCCGGAAUGGCUGGACGGAAGCUUGGUCGGAGACUACGGAUUCGAUCCGUUCGGACUGGGGAAACCGGCGGAGUAUUUGCAGUAUGAUUUGGACUCGCUGGACCAGAACUUGGCGAAGAAUGUGGCGGGAGAUAUAAUCGGGACUAGAUUUGAGAGCGCGGAAGUGAAAUCGACGCCGUUUCAGCCGUACACGGAGGUUUUCGGAUUGCAGAGAUUCCGUGAGUGCGAACUGAUCCAUGGAAGAUGGGCAAUGCUGGCUACACUCGGUGCUCUCUCUGUUGAAUGGCUCACCGGUGUCACUUGGCAAGACGCCGGAAAAGUAGAAUUAGUGGAAGGUUCAUCGUACCUAGGGCAGCCACUUCCUUUCUCCAUCACCACAUUGAUCUGGAUCGAAGUUCUAGUGAUCGGCUACAUCGAGUUUCAAAGGAACGCCGAGCUGGACCCUGAGAAGAGGUUGUACCCAGGAGGCAAGUUUUUCGACCCCUUGGGGCUGGCCGAGGACCCCGAAAAGAAAGUCGUGCUACAAUUGGCCGAGAUCAAGCACGCUCGCUUAGCCAUGGUUGCCUUCCUCGGGUUCGCGGUUCAAGCCGCUGUCACCGGCAAAGGCCCACUCAACAACUGGGCUACCCAUCUCAGUGACCCUCUCCACACCACUAUUAUUGACAACUUCUCUUCUUAAGCUCCUCUAUUUUUUAAGUACUCGUGUUGAUUAUUGUCCUCUCUUUAGUUUGUAUAAAAAGCUUGACCGAGUAAUGUGAUCCUGAGCUGUAAGUACUUUGCUUCGAGAUUCGUAUGUGAAAUUAUAUCAUGUUACGACACAUAUCAAAAGUGUUAUCGAUUUAGUUUUACAA
Messenger RNA from Benincasa hispida (wax gourd), 1089 nucleotides. Its product is annotated as chlorophyll a-b binding protein CP29.1, chloroplastic-like. The record is from RefSeq and is a predicted model, not a curated record. Gene Ontology annotation, biological process: photosynthesis, light harvesting. NCBI's taxonomy places the organism in Eukaryota, Viridiplantae, Streptophyta, Magnoliopsida, Cucurbitales, Cucurbitaceae. Gene Ontology annotation, cellular component: membrane.